Racocetra persica is the source of this 282-nucleotide messenger RNA. NCBI's taxonomy places the organism in Eukaryota, Fungi, Glomeromycota, Glomeromycetes, Diversisporales, Gigasporaceae. The record is from the annotation of a GenBank genome assembly.
CUGAAUAUGUUUAUUUAAAACUUAGGCAAUGGCAUAAAAUGAUGAAGAAUUUUAAUCCAACUAAAAAAAAUAGUUUGUUUUUAAAUGCAAAUAAAUUUGAACAACUUAUGAAUAUAUCAUUUGAAUUAGAUAAGAUUCAUAAAGCAGGACUUAUUAGCCGCAGCAGCAGAAGCAAAAACCUUUCUCCUAAUUUUGUAUUAUUUACAUGUCUUGCUCCCGAAGUUUUAACAGAUUUAUCUGAUGAAGAUCAUGCUACAUCAGCGGCUGAUAUCUUUUCUAUGG